Messenger RNA from Helianthus annuus (common sunflower), 1091 nucleotides. Its product is annotated as glutathione S-transferase DHAR2. Gene Ontology annotation, biological process: ascorbate glutathione cycle; protein glutathionylation; cellular oxidant detoxification. Bases 185 to 829 code for a protein of 214 amino acids. Gene Ontology annotation, molecular function: glutathione dehydrogenase (ascorbate) activity. The transcript is spliced from 6 exons. The record is from RefSeq and is a predicted model, not a curated record. Lineage: Eukaryota; Viridiplantae; Streptophyta; Magnoliopsida; Asterales; Asteraceae.
UUCGGAUAUGGUGUGUAAAACCUUCCCACAAAAUUUGGCAAUUGAAAUGUUUAGAAUUUAUUGGUAGGGAUGUGAAUACACAUAGGCAAGUUCAUGGGGAGUGGCAACUGGCAAGUGAAAGUGUCAGUCUCUUCCUAUAUAUACAUGCAAGAUCCGGUAAAUACGGACAGCCCUUUCAAUUUUAAUGGCGAUUGAGAUCUGUGUCAAAGCUGCUACGGGUGCCCCUGAUGUUCUUGGCGACUGUCCAUUUUCCCAAAGGAUUCUUUUGACUUUGGAAGAGAAGAAAGUCGCUUUCAAAACCCAUCUCAUUAACUUAGACAACAAACCUAAAUGGUUUCUUGAAGUGAACCCAGAUGGGAAAGUUCCUUUGGCCAAAUUUGAUGAGAAUUGGAUAUCUGAUUCUGAUGUUAUUGUGGGUCUUAUUGAAGAGAAGUACCCUCACCCUUCACUUGCCACUCCCCCUGAACUUGCCUCUGUGGGGUCAAAGAUUUUCCCUAAAUUUGUGGUAUUUCUAAAGAGCAAGGAUGCUAAUGAUGGGACUGAACAAGCUUUGCUUGAUGAAUUGAAUGCAUUAGAUGAACACCUCAAGAGUAAAGGGCCUUAUGUUACUGGGAAAACGAUCACAGCUGUUGAUUUGAGUCUGGCACCAAAGCUAUACCAUCUUGAGGUGGCUCUUGGCCAUUUUAAGAAGUGGACUGUUCCCGAAAGUCUGACUCAUGUGCGUAACUACAUGAAGUUACUCUUUUCAAGGGAGUCGUUUGAGAAAACCAAACCUGCUAAAGAAGAAUACGUCGUUGCUGGAUGGGCGCCAAAGGUUAAUAGCGCAUGAAGUCGUCCCAAACUACAGUCUUUAGUGACUGUGGCUGCUGGUUGUUAAUAUAUCAUAUGUUCGAAGGAUUGCAUGAAUGUUUGAAGGAUAGGGAGUCUUGUUAGUUGCCUUUUUUAUUGGCACAUGUUUGGUGGAGCAAAGACUUCUCAGUCGAUGGUUUAUAACUUUGUAUUUUUUUCCUCUUGUUUUAAUACAUUAACUACGACUAAGGGGUAUAACUCACGUUCUUUUUGUUAUAUAAAAGUUCUAUAAAUUCUCAUGA